AUGCGUGACCAUUAUGAGUCUACAUACAAGAAAAAUAAACCUGAAUCUAUUCAUGCUGUAUAUGUUAAUCCACGUACCUUAGAUAUAUGGUGUUAUAGUUGUUCGAUUGCAUUAAAUCCAUUUAGUAAAGAUCAAGAAUUCUCUCAGGAUACGCGAGAUUACUUGAAAACUGUUGUGAGAUGCCUGCAGGUCAAACGAAAUAAAUCACAACAUUCAAUCGAUCAAUUUACAAUUGAUGUUCCUGGUCUGGUUGGAUUAAAAAAUUUGGGAAAUACCUGUUAUGCAAGUGCUGCUCUCCAAUGUUUAUCUAAUACGCCAGCAUUGAUAAAUUAUUUCAGUUAUUGCAAUGCAUAUAUUCCACGAAGUCUUAAUAUUCAUACAAAGAAUUCCAAGUAUCGGUUGGCUGAUCAUUUUAGUCAAUUCGUAGAAGCUAUGUGGAGUGGUACCAGUCCGAUUUUUGCUCCAAUUCGAUUGAUUAGUGAGAUCAAAAAGCAUAAUGAAACUUUCAGAGGUCAUUCACAAGAGGAUUCCGCGGAAUUUCUUCGUGUUAUUUUGGAUAAACUUCAUGAAGAACUGCCGUAUCCACAAAAUGUGCUAAAUCAUACACAAACAAAUGGCAACACUAACAAUCAUGUUCAUGUAAAUUAUUCUCCAUCAAUGGAUGCUGGUGUUAAUUCCAUGAUGGAUGAUCAUUAUGCAUGUGGAAUUUCUUCUUCAACAUCUUCGACAUCUUCGAUUACUACUUCAAAAAAUUAUGAAGCGUUUCAAAGACGUAACUCUUCAUCAAUUAGUAUAAUUAGUGACAUAUUUCAAGAUGUUUUUGAAAGCAAAAUUAAAUGCCUUCAUUGUAUGAAGGAGUCUAUAAAAGAAGAAUACUUUUAUGUUCUUCCGAUUCAGAUUGAUAAAAAAUAUAAACUUAAAUCACAAGAAAAAAAUUUAAAUGGUGCUUUAAAUACAUUUAUAGGUUCUAUGGGUGAUUUUUUAGGUAUUGGUGGAAGAACAGUAAAAUUACAAGAUUGCCUCGCUGCAUUCUGUGCCACAGAAAAUCUUACUGGUGAAGACAGGUACAGAUGCGAUGGAUGUAGAUCCUUGAAUGAUUGUCAAAAAACGUUAAGAAUUACGCGGUUACCAGAGUCACUUUGUAUACAAAUUAAACGGUUUCGUUUUGAAUCUUAUUUUUCAUCAAAAAUUGCCAUGCAUGUUCAAUUUCCAAUGGAAGGUUUGGAUAUGAGACCUUAUUGUAAAGAAACAAAAGAAUCAUCUAAUAAUUCAAAAUAUAAUUUAUAUGGAUUAAUUCACCAUCGUGGUAUUAUUGGAGGUGGGAUAAUGAAUUUUAUUUUCAUGAGUAAUGAUAAAUUCGACAAAUUAAGCUCAAAUGAAUUUGUAUUGAUUCCUAAAGGUGGUCAUUAUGUUGCUUAUGUUAAGAAUCCUAUUGAUGACAAUUGGUAUGAAUUUGAUGAUACGUAUGUUACAAAAAAGACUGCAGCUGAGAUAUCUCGAUUAGAAGCAUAUGUGUUAUUCUAUAAAAAGACAUGUCCCGAGAAAGAACAGGAAAGGCAAGAUAUCCUUUCGCAAAUAAGUGAUGUGUGUGUUAAAUGGAGACUUUAUCAUAAGCUUAAUGAUAUGGUUGUAAAAAUACCGUUCAGUGUUUAUACCCAAUUAAUGGAAAAAUAUGGUAUAGAUGGAAGUCCACCUUUCCAUGCAGAUGAUUACGGGCGAGCUGGAUGUCAAAUAUGCGAGCAGGAAGAAAGAAUGUUAGACCAAAGGCGUCGUAAAGAAGCUCGUGAUAUUAAUCAAAUAGAUACUAACGUAUUACGCCAUGGUGAAUACUGGUAUUUAAUAAGCAACUCUUGGCUUGAAAGUUGGCAUAACUUCAAGAAAGGAGGUCCAUUACCUGGUGCAAUUGAUAACACAACAUUCCUUCAGGAAGAUGGAAGACCAAAACCCGGUAUGAAAAGAGCAAUCGAUUAUAGAGCAGUGAACGCUAAUGUUUGGAAUUAUUUUGUACAUGCUUAUGGGGGUGGUCCUAUAUGUAUUCGGGGCGCAAUCGAUCUUUACUCUUCACCUUAUUCGUUAUAUUAUAACGAAAACUAA
Messenger RNA from Racocetra persica, 2094 nucleotides. The record is from the annotation of a GenBank genome assembly. NCBI's taxonomy places the organism in Eukaryota, Fungi, Glomeromycota, Glomeromycetes, Diversisporales, Gigasporaceae.